Molecule: messenger RNA, 3539 nt
Organism: Engraulis encrasicolus (European anchovy)
Lineage: Eukaryota; Metazoa; Chordata; Actinopteri; Clupeiformes; Engraulidae
Gene: cxcl12b
Product: chemokine (C-X-C motif) ligand 12b (stromal cell-derived factor 1)
Exons: 4
Coding region: 198-503 (101 amino acids)
Biological process (GO): immune response; defense response; chemotaxis
Cellular component (GO): extracellular region
Molecular function (GO): chemokine activity
Source: RefSeq, a predicted model, not a curated record
UCUACGCACCACAACCUCUCUUUUUUACCCUCUCUCUCUCUCUCUCUCACACACUCUCUGUUGUGUCUCUCCGUCACACACACACACACACACACACACACACGUACCGUACGUACACCCGGGAGUUUUGUAGUCAGAGACGUACACUUUUCUCUGUCUGUCUACACCAGAUACAGUACACACACGCAGAGUCGCUCAUGAUGGAUGUCAAAGUCUUGGCGGCGAUGGUCCUGUUGACAGUGGCACUGCACACGCCGAGUGGUACCGCCAAGCCCAUUAGUCUGGUGGAGCGCUGCUGGUGUCGCUCCACGCUCAACACGGUUCCGCAGCGGAACAUCCGCGAGAUCAAGUUCCUCCACACGCCCAACUGCCCCUUCCAAGUCAUUGCCAAGCUGAAGAACAGCGACCGGGAGGUCUGCAUCAACCCAAAGACCAAAUGGCUGCAACAGUAUCUCAGGAAUGCCAUUAACAAGAUAAAGAAGGCAAGGAAACGCUCAAAUUAAAAGUGUCUGCAAUUGCAACUGGGGACCUUCCCAAAAUAAUAUAAAAAAGGAACUCACGCACUCCUCUCCUUCUCUCUGGACCGCUUGCACAAACAGCACUUCACUUCUCUCCAAGAUUCACUCUACAAGCAAGUCACACCUGUCUGUCUCUCUCUUCGUGUAUGUUUAGCGAUGAAGAGUAAUCACACAAUUAUUGUGUAAACCUGAUGUAUCUGAAUGAAUGAAUGUGGGCGUUUGAAUGUUUGAAGAGAGCUAUCCGUCUGUGUAUGCAUGUGUGUGUGUGUGUGUGUGUGUGUGUGAGAGAGAGAGAGAGAGCGAGUGAGUCAGUGAUCGUGUGGGUGAGUGAGUGAGUCACUCAGUGUGUGAAUGUGAAUAUCAAUGUGCAUGUGUGCGUGCGAGCCAAGAAGACAAGUAUGUGUUACAGUUUUAUUGUAAAAUCACAGUUAAUUUUUAAUAAGAAGUCAUUGUUGACUCGUGUUGAGUGUCACGGGAGAAAGUUUCUACCUUCCGAAAUUACUUAAGCUGCUCAAGAUUGAUGGUGAGAAGGAGAUGGUUUGGCAUGAGGUGGGGGUCCCAGGUUGCGCGUGUGUGGCGCAGAAUCUGGGUCCUGGGGGCCCUACGUAGACUUGACAUUCGUCAGAAUCGCCGCAAGUCCAUGUACGUAUUACCAUGAUGAACACAGACGCCAUUUUGUAUGAUUUCUCACUGAUGUAAGAAGUCAUGGCAUCAGUCCACACAGCUAAAAGGCCUGUCGUUGCUGAUUGGAAACAGACAUUAGAAGUUGAGCUGAAUGCUUGCCCUUAAAGUGCAAGUAAGUUAUAGCAACCGGCGCCAAAUGUAAGCGUGUAUGCGCACUUAGAGUACUUGGAGGCUCUUCCCUACUUUUCCCGCCCCCCAAUGACUGAGGAGUAAUUUGUCACGGUUAGUUAUCGCUAUUCCGCGUUUCACCGCACCGAUUAUUCUUACGAGAUAAGGUUACACACGACAUGCGUUCAAACAAGGCCCACCGACUGGCAAACUGUGAUUGUGAUAAGGGAGAGAAGAGAACUGACAGUUGAUAGGACGAUAGUUUAAGGCGUUGUGGCAAUGGCUCGUCGACGAGGCUUCUCACAGGCGGAGAAUGUAAUGUAUGCGUACGUAUAGGCUUUCGGAGACGGGCCAUGUCCGAUCAAAGCUUACACUUGAGUCAAUGCACUGCCACAUAACCUGUGUCCAUUCUUUAGUUUUUUUUGUGCUCAACGACAUGAUUUCUUGUUGUUGGGAUUUUUAUUAUGAAAUAUUGGGUGUCCAGUCUUCGUCUUGAGCCGCUUACGUAAGUCCCAGAGGAGUCAACAAUGUAAUUAUUUUUGUAUUUUCUUUUUGUUCAGUUUUGUUGUCUGUGUAUAUAUAUCCAAAUGGGAACUGAUAAAAAAUGGCAACACAUUAUGAAGGUAUUUUAAAAGUUUCCAUGUAAAAAAAAUAUUAGAAAACUACACUAAGCUAUUCAUUCACAAGUUACUCUGGGCGAAAUAUAGUACACAGUCUUAAACAUUCAAAAUUGUAUAUACCAAGCAUUCAGGUUAGCCGAAUCGGAAAAUAGCCAUUUUCUGUCUUUUUUCAAACACAAACCUCCCUCCACGUGAAAUAUGUAAAAAUACACAAAACACUUGUCAUGCUCUGUUUCUCUGAUUGGCUUCUCUCGCUGAGGUAAACUCUCUUUUAGACAGAGAGGGAAGGAGGCAAAGGACCUAAAAACACAAAGCAGGCCACGCAACAUGCUGAAUGAAUUUUUGAGCAAACAGCUCCAUGUCAGUUACAAUGGCUGCAUAAGGCGAUAAGCCUUGGUCGUUUUCACAAAAACUCAGCUUGAGUAAAAAAAAAACAUCACACACACACACACACACACACACACACACACACACACACACACACACACACACACACACACACACACACACACACACACACACACACACACACACACACACACACACACUACCCCCCCCUUCUUCCACUGUGCCUGGUUGCCAAGUUAAAAUAUGAUGUGUGGAUACAAUACCUCCGAGCAAAAAAUCAGGGAACAAUAUUGUUUAAGACAUAUGUCCUCACAUCUGCUUUUAAUCACAGCGCUCCAAUAAGCACUUGACUAAUGUGUAUUUCUAUUGUACUUCUCAGUUGCUGUACGCAUGCCGUGUGCAGACGUUUGUGUUAUCCUUCAUCGUUAAAAAAAAGAAAAACAAAACAAAAAUAUCCUGACGUCCCAUUUAAACACCGUAGCCUUGUGGAGACAGCCAGUCCAGAGCACCAAAGGUGUUAGCCCUCUCGCUAUAUACAUACAUGCUCCCCUAUAAAGAAGGGGAAAUUUGGGUGAGGGUUGAGGAGAAAGUGGUUAAACAGUGAAAUGUGAAGUCAACAUUUUUGAACAGCAGUUUUUUUUUUAAAUCUCAAAACCUGGGGCAUGAAUUAGACUUGUCGCAUUUUUUGUUGUUAUCCGUCCAGGAAAAUCUGAGGUUCUUCGGAUGUGUGACCGAUCGAGUUAGCAGUUAAACAUGCAUAUAUGGAAACACCAUUUUAAGUGCCUUUUUGUUUUUUUUCUCUCUCUCCUUCUUUUUCUCUGUCUGUAUUGUAACACCAGUUUCAGGAAAGUACAUUACGAAUGAAUUACUAGCAUUUGUCUGUGAAUGAUUGGAAGAAUGUGUGGAGACUAUAUGUUAGGAAAAGGUUUCUUAAGUCGAUCCCUGCAUGCACACAGAACAUUCCACUAAUUUUCUAGAACGUAGAGUAAAAGCAGAACAUUGUUUUGGACUUAGAUGAAAAAAAAAAGAGUCAUUGUUGUCUAAUGUAUCCAUGUGGGUGCUAUUCUUCUCCCCAACCAAUGUGAAGAAUGUUGUUCUUCUCUUAUGAGGCAGCUUACUGUGUACUGUGUUGUAUGUAUUUGUCUUUAUUAUCCUUUCCAGCCUUUUCUUUGGUAUUACUUUUUCACAUGUUACCUGAAUGCAAUCUCGUAUAUAUUUUGAAAUCACUCCCUUUUUUUCAAUAAACUCAUAAUUCGACAUA